Lutzomyia longipalpis is the source of this 3365-nucleotide messenger RNA. RefSeq names its product purine nucleoside phosphorylase. The record is from RefSeq and is a predicted model, not a curated record. Lineage: Eukaryota; Metazoa; Arthropoda; Insecta; Diptera; Psychodidae. Gene Ontology annotation, cellular component: cytoplasm. Bases 258 to 1199 code for a protein of 313 amino acids. Gene Ontology annotation, biological process: nucleoside metabolic process. The transcript is spliced from 4 exons. Gene Ontology annotation, molecular function: purine-nucleoside phosphorylase activity.
AGCUCAGAGCUUUGAGACUUCAGUUUCUUCCGAUUUCUCGAGCUGACUGGUUCAUAAAAAUUGCGGUGAUCGUACGCGAAGCAGUUGGAUUGAAGUUUCAUUGAUUGAAAAAAAAAAAAGAAAUUAAUUCCAAAGUGUUCGCUACUGGAUCAUCCUAAAAAAAAAUAUUUAAAAAAUCUAUAAAAUUGAAGAAGUUUUUUUUUUGAGAAAAAAGUUAAAAAGUUUUGUGAGUUUAAAAAUCUUCAGCAGAAAAUAAAAUGACCAACACAACAAAUGGAAAGGUGGCCAAUGGGAAUGGAACUUCUGAUAGACAUCGUCGCUCCAAUAGUCCAAAACUAGAAGAAUUAUACCCCUACGACUUGAUAAAGCAAAUCGCAGAUCAUCUUUUGGAGCGCACGACAUUUCGCCCUAAAAUUGGCAUCAUCUGCGGAAGUGGGCUCGGAACAUUGGCUGAGAGCAUCACAAAUAAGGAUAUUUUUGACUACGAAGACAUCCCGUGCUUCCCAUCCACCACAGUUGAGGGUCAUGCAGGAAGGAUGGUCUUUGGACUACUCAACAGUGUCCCCGUGAUGUGUAUGCAGGGAAGGUUCCACUACUACGAAGGGCAUUCCCUUGAAACGUGCUCAAUGCCAAUUCGGGUCAUGAAGCUCACUGGCGUGACCCAUUUAAUCAUUACCAAUGCCGCUGGUGGAUUGAAUCCUAUCUACAAAGUCGGUGAUAUAGUGAUCAUCAAGGAUCAUCUCAAUUUGAUGGGCAUGGCAGGGUUAAAUCCUCUUCUAGGGCCAAAUGAUCCACGAUUUGGGCCACGCUUUCCAGCUAUGAAUAACGCCUACAACCCAGAAAUGAGAGUUGCUGCUAAGAAAAUUGCCCAUACAAUGGGAAUUGGGAAUGAGAUCCACGAAGGAGUUUACACAUGCCUGGCUGGGCCCAAUUAUGAGACACCCGCUGAACUGAGGGCCCUCAAAACACUCGGUGUCGACGCCGUUGGUAUGUCAACGGUUCAUGAGGUGGUCACGGCAAAGCAUUGCAAUCUCGCCGUGUUCGCCAUCAGCCUCAUCACCAACAAGUGCAUCUUUGACUACGACAACCCCGAUGAGGCAUGCCAUGCGGAAGUUGUGGAAGUUGGUAAGAGCCGACAGAGUGUCCUCUGUGAUCUUGUCAAGGGGAUGGCCGCCGAAAUCGUCAAGGAAGAGCAUUGAAUGGAAAUUGCCGAAUCACAUUCAGAAAAAAAGUCAACAAGGAAAAUAAUUGCCAUUCAUUUAAUGAAAUUAAAAAUAAAAGAGAAACGACACCAAAAUGUGAUAAGAUUUUCCGUUGAAAAUUUGCUUACGCAUUCCGAAUGAUGCUCUCCCGAAAAAAAAAAACAACUCCAUUAAUGAAAAAAAAAUGAAUUAGCCAUGUAUACGUCGUAAACUACACUACCCGCGAAAAGUUUCCGGGCAAGGCUAAAAUGGGAUAUUUUUGAAGGCAAAAUUCAAAUGGCUAUAUCUUCGGCUGUGGUUAACCGAUUUUAAAAAAUUUACCAGUUUUGGAAAGGUACAUUUCUCACCUUUCCAAAACUGGUAAAUUUUUGAAAAUCGGUCAAUCCGUUCGCUUUUGGCAGCCAUUUUGGUAAAACUAGGUAGAAGAUACUUUUUUCAAUAUUUUACAAUUUUUCACUUUGACCCCUUGCAUCUCGGCCGUUAGUGCACCGAUUUUGAUGAAUAGAGCAUCGUUGGAAAGGUAAUUUAAUUCCCUUUCCAAAUCUGAUAAAUUUUCGAAAAUCGGUCAAGCGGUUCAGUCGUGACAGCCAUUCUAGUGAACCAUAGUGAAAAAAUACACUUUCGAGUAUAUCUCAGCCUGUGGUUGACCGAUUUGAACAAACUCGGAUUCAAAUGGUAGCUAAUCAUGUCCCCUAACUUCCAAAAAAAAUUUCAUCCCGAUCGGUCAUGUGGUCCUUUUUUAAUGUUUUUUUAUGUGAUACCCUUAUGUUACAAAUAGGGUACCCUAACUUCAGGCGUUGACCAUUUAAUUUUUAUAAGUUACACUUGGUCCAAAUUUCAUCAAAAUUAAAAGUAGACAUUAUUAUCUAACUUUUAAAAAAAAUUUCACUCAAAUCCAUCAAGGGGUUCUCCUGUAAUGUCAUUUUUUGUGGAACUAUGACCCAUUUUUGCGUUAAAAUUUGAUAUUUCGACUCAACCAAUUUACGGCCCCUGGAGUGUAAUUUGACUCAAAUCCUUGUUAAAUCGGCUUAAAAAUGUUAGUAAUGGUGUUUUGGACCUUGUUUUGACUCAUUUUUUUCAAUUUAAUUGAAAAAUAAUUUUGACGAUUUUUCGCCCAAAAUCUUAAUAUUAGUCACCUCAAGAGCCACAAUAUGACUAUUAGCAGAUCUCAAGUUAUAAAUUUAAUAAUUUUAUUUAAUUUCAAAUCCCAUUGGCAUAACAAUAUAAAAUAAGGUCAAAAACGUUUGUUUAAAGAUUUUGAGUACAACUUGGGUUAUCAUUUGGUAGGGGAGGGGGGGUUAGAACGGUUGAGAGACAAAAAUCGCGUAUAGCUUCACAAAAAAUGACAUUACAGGAGAACCCCUUGAUGGAUUUGAGUAAUUUUUUUUUUAAAAGUUAGAUAAUAAUGUCUACUUUUAAUUUUGAUGAGAUUUGGGCCAAGUGUAACUUAUAAAAAUUAAAUGGUCAACGCCUGAAGUUAGGGUACCCUAUUUGUAACAUAAGGGUAUCACUCAAAAAAACAUUAAAAAAGAACCACUUGACGGAUCGCGAUGAAUUUUUUUUUGAAAGUUAGGGGACAUGAUUAGCUACCAUUUGAAUCCGAGUUUGUUCAAAUCGGUCAACCACAGGCUGAGAUAUACUCGAAAGUGUAUUUUUUCACUAUGGUUCACUAGAAUGGCUGUCACGACUGAACCGCUUGACCGAUUUUCAAAAAUUUAUCAGAUUUGGAAAGGGAAUUAAAUUACCUUUCCAACGAUACUCUAUUCAUCAAAAUCGGUCCACUAGCGGCCGAGAUGCAAGGGGUCAAAGUGAAAAAUUAUGAAAUAUUGAAAAAAGCAUCUUCUACCUAGGUUUACCAAAAUGACUGCCAAAAGCGAACGGGUUGACCGAUUUUCAAAAAUUUACCAGGUUUGGAAAGGUGAGAAAUAUACCUUUCCAAAACUGGUAAAUUUUUUAAAAUCGGUUAACCACAGCCGGAGAUAUAGCCACUUAAAAUUUGCCUUCAAAAAUAUCCCAUUUUAGCCUUGCCCGGAAACUUUUCGCGAGUAGUGUAUGUAUAUUUAGAGUCUUUAGAAGGUCUCUAGGAUCUUUAGGGUUUUAGGGUUAAGCUUCUGUUAGGGUUUAAAAACUUUUAGACUUAAUAAAAAGAACUUUCUUCUAACA